AUGACAUGCAAUUUUGCAACAACGCGAGCUAAGUCAGAGCCGCGAGUAUGCAUAGUCGAGGAGAAGUCUAUAGCGGCGCUGCUGUUGCUUCGCGAGUCCUUGGCUCGGGAAACUAUAUAAAGAGAGCGUUUAAUUGGCCGGCUGGGCAUAGCAUUUUUCAAGCGUGCAGCCGCUGCGUCUGUGUCCGCGAGGAUUUUGUUUAAACUUGUUAAUAACAAAAAAAAAUAUAUAUAUAUAUCGAUAUAACAAUGUCGCCGUCGAGGCAGAUCUGCGCGCUCGUCUGCGCGGUCAUAGUGGCCCAGGUGACCGGUGCCGAGGAAGUGCUUCUGCCUAGGAGCGUCAAGACCUGCCAGCACGAGUCCAGCGAUUACUCGUCCUGUCUCAGACUCGCCAUCCAGGAGUCAUGGAUGACCUUCGUCAAAGGUAUCCCCGAGCUGGGCCUGCCGGUCCUGGACCCGAUGGUCGUGGACAUGAUGGAGAACGAGUACGUGGCCGGUGAGGUCCAGGGUAGAUUCGUCCUGCGCGACGUCAAGACCUACGGUUUGGCCAAGGCCAACUUCCUCGCGGUCAGACCUUACCGCAGCGACAACGUCAUGAACUUGGAGAUCGACCUCGAGAUACCCAAGAUUUUCAUAGACGGUGACUACAAGGCCGAGGGACAGGUCGCUCAUUACAAGAUCGGCGGCAAGGGUUAUUUCAACAUUAGCAUGGAGGGCAUCAGCGUCACCUGGGGCAUCGAAGGACGAAUCCAAGACGACCGAUGGUCCAUCCAACACUUCCACGUCUACCCGGAGGUCCAGCAGAUGAAGGUUUACUUCGACGACCUGUUCAACGGCAACGAGGAGAUGAACAAAGUCGCCAUGAACUUCGUUAACGAGUACUGGCCGGUACUCUACAAGGGCAUGUUACCGACGGUCGAGAAGCACUGGGAUUACCACCUUACCGACUUCGUUAACCGACUGAUCUUCUCCCAGAUCUCCGCUUCCAAGGUCUUCCCUUGAAUUUCCUCAACUCGUCACUUUUCUAAUGCCAGCGGCUGUCGAAUAGAUUUUCACCAAAACGUAGACAAGGAUGGAACGAGCAGACGAGCUGAGAAAUUGCGUAUUGCGAGGGGACAUGACGAUGAUUGUUUUUGAGAGUACAAUGAUGCCAGUACUUGCUGUAAAUAUAGAAAUAAAAAUUUUCUUCCGUUCAA
Nasonia vitripennis (jewel wasp) is the source of this 1195-nucleotide messenger RNA. RefSeq lists its product as uncharacterized. The transcript is spliced from 5 exons. NCBI's taxonomy places the organism in Eukaryota, Metazoa, Arthropoda, Insecta, Hymenoptera, Pteromalidae. Bases 249 to 1001 code for a protein of 250 amino acids. The record is from RefSeq and is a predicted model, not a curated record.